UCCAGAUUCCACUCGCGGCUUCCUUCGGAACCUGCCACGGAUUUUAACAAUCCAGCCAACGGCCGUUCCGAAGGUUCCCCGGGUUCCACGCACGUCCAGCCCGCUAACCGCCUCCGAACCCCCCGCCACCCCCAGCACACACGCGCGCUCCCGCCCUCGAGGAGAGGCGGGGAGGCGCGGUCGGCUUUAGCCGAGCUCUGGUUGCUAUAGGCGAGUUUGGCGGCCCGGUUGCUAAAGGCGGAGCCGAGCUCGGCACGUCGCUCCGAGACGAGCCGGGGCUUUUUGCGUUGUUAGGCGGAAGUCCGUGGCCUAAGAAGAAGAAGAAGAAGGAGAGAGAGAGAAAGAAAGAAAGAAAAGGACCCGGAUGCCGAAAGUAUGGAGUUCCCUUUCGACGUGGACCUGCUCUUCGGCGAGCGGAUCGCGACGGUGGAUCAGCAUUUGCAGCCGUCGGGCAGAAAGGGAGCCGGGCUCGCCGCCACUCACAGAGCUGAUAUGCAGCAGCAACUCAUGAAGAUCAUAGAUGAGAUGGGCAAAGCCUCUGCCAAGGCCCAGAAUUUGCCAACUCCAAUCACCAGUGCCUUAAGGAUGCAAACCAACCGCCAUGUGCUCUACAUCCUGAAAGACAGUGAAGCAAAAAUGGCUGGCAAAGGGGUUAUAAUUGGUUUCCUCAAAGUUGGUUACAAAAAACUCUUUGUAUUGGACCGUCAAGGGGCUCACAAUGAAGUGGAACCACUGUGUGUGCUGGAUUUCUACAUUCAUGAAUCUCUUCAGCGGCAUGGCUAUGGCAAGGAGCUCUUCCAUUACAUGCUGCAGCGAGAACGAGUAGAACCCUAUCAAUUGGCAAUCGACCGGCCAUCGGAAAAACUUCUGUGCUUCCUACGUAAACAUUAUAACCUCAGUGACAUAAUCCCCCAGGUGAAUAAUUUUGUAAUUUUCCAUGGCUUUUUCAGCCACCAGCAUGCUCCAGCGAGAAAACUGCCCCCAAAGCGCUCUGAGGGAGACAUAAAACCAUAUUCGCUGUCAGAUCGAGAAUUCUUGAAGGAAGAAACUGAGCCACCUUGGCCCUUCAAUCAGUCUCGGGCACUGACCCGCUCUAGCAGUGUGGGAAAUUCUCCAGUGCGAGGCUGCCUCAAACCUUUUCUCAACGAGCAAGAGUUGCUGAAGAACUUGCGUCUCUGUCCCCCACAUGCAGCUGCCCAACACCUGAUCAAUGGUGAUCCGGGCAACUUGCUUUCACAGAGGCGGAGAACCAGCUCCCUGAACCGCUCUGAAAACAGCCAUUGAUCGCCGGUCUCUGCUAUGUCUCCCCAACCAUUGGGCCUCUACUUGUGUCUUGAGCACUUUCUAGCAGCAAGAUUUGAAUUUCAUCCAGUUUCUUCAUCCUCUUCUUUUUAAUAAGCUUUAUGGGUACAGCCUAUAAGGAUGGGCAUAAGCCUAUAAGGAAGUGGGUUUAUUUAUAUAACAUUUGAGUGUGUCUAGGUUUCACUUUUUCAACAUUACGAUUUCCAAAAGUGCUUAAGAAGUGGAACGUAAUUGCGAUUUGGAUGAGCGGAUUCUCCUACUUGAUUAUUUGCCUUUUAGAUCCAACUAUUUAUGAAGGUAUGUUUUAGUUCCUAAAUGGUUUAAGUUUACAGCCGGGAAAUGAUUAGUAUUGACUUGUUACCUGGCAUUACGGUAAUAUAAACGGAUGCCUGCUACAGCAUGGGUUUUGCCAAUGACCCGCACCAUGACUUAAUUUAAUUUAACUUAACUUAAUUUAAUCUAAAUUAGAUUAAAUCAGAGGGCACCCAAGUCCAGAUGAUUCUGGGUGCCGUAGAUUUAAAAAAAAAAAGAGCAAGAACAAUAAAAAUGAAACAGAAUGCAAGCGUCCAGAAGGGAAACCUGGAACCCAAAGAUGCAAAGGGUAAUUAGUUGGCAGCCAUAAAUUAUUGUUGAUCUACAUAAGGAUUCUCUUUUUGGGGGCCUGGUAGCCAAAGGAGUAUUCUUAUACUGUAUCAGAUGUGGGCCAGAUGGUUUUUACAGUAAAGGUUUUAUUUAAUUUAAUUAGUACUGAUACUAUUGCUACUCUGUGGAUGAGGGUCGUUUCUAGUGUUGGCUUUAGAUCUUGAAGAUAAUGUAUGUUGUUCUUUCAGAGAGUUGAAUGUGAGUUAGUAGAGGCAUUGGUACAUGUGUUGUCGUCUCUAGUAAAUUGUUUCAGAGAGUUUGUAGCAGGUCGGAAGUCCUGCCUGUUUUUACUUGGUUGUUAAUAGAAAAGUGUAGAUAAAUCUUCUUAAGUAAGAUCAUGAAGGAUUAUUUCUCAGCAGAUUUUGAAUGAAAACAAUUAAGAGAGUUAAUUGAAAUCUUUGCAAAUUGUCAUUGAGCUACUACCAUGUUUCCCCAAAAAUAAGACCCUGUUUUAUAUUUUUUUUGAACCCUGAAAUAAGCCCUUGGCCUUAUUGCCAUGCACUCAAAAGCCCGAUUGGGCUUAUUAUCAGGGGAUUUCUUAUUUUGGGGGAAACCGGGUGUAAUAUUAAUAUUUCAGUGAGGUUUAUUUAUAUGCUGUUCUGGUGUUUGGCAAGUGAUCUAUUUCAAGAUAAAAGACCUUUGGUUUAGUAAAAGAUGUAAAAAUGAUUCUCCAUAGGAUCUUUGAUUCAAAAAUGAACCAUGAAAACAUGUAUAAGAGGGCAAUGUUAGACUAAGUAAGUUAAAAUUUAGUUUAAAUUUAGAUACACCAAGGGAAAUUCAGAUUCCUGACCAAGGGAAAGAAACACCGCUAGAUUCUGUCUUUCCCUAUAAUCAUGUUAUUCUCUUUCUCUUGGUCUCACUCACUUUCAAACACACGUAUUCAGAAUCUAAUGAGAAAUAUUCUUUAACAAGCUUGCCUUGGUCUGUCUUGAAAAUACCUUUAAAUGGGGCUAAGUUAAAGCACGUGGCUGGUAGUCUUUUUUUUUUUUUAAGAAAGAAGCAGAAGUUUACUCUUUUCAUUAGGUCUGCAGCAAAGUUUACUAUUUAUUAUAAAACCUAGUUGUACUUAAAUACUGUAAGACUUUCUCUUGGGCUUGGUGCAUUGGAUUUUGGUACCAAAAUUUACCAUUGAGUUCUCUGUCAUUUUAAAAGACUAAUGGUGAUAAUAAAUCAUGUUCAUUAUAUUAGGAUCUGAUGGAAAGACCAAGCAGGUGCCAAGGUCUGAAUGGGCAGCCUUGUCCUCUCCCAGGCCACAUGUGAACUCUGUUUUUUAAACCUGCCAAACUCUGCAAGAAUCAUUAAAAAUCAGAGUCCUUGUAAUGUAAUGCUUAAAAUAGGUUGGAUAUAGUUGGAAAGCCAGAACAGAUCUCUCAGUUCUGACCCAAUGCUAGGACGGUUGGAGUUAGGAGGGCUGUAUUAAAAUACAUACUAAGGCCCUUCUGAGCUCCAGAAUGUGCCAGUGGCAACAUAGGGAUGGGAUGGCAAUGAGAAACGUUCUAGAUCAAGUCCAUCUUCAUGUGUUACUGCGUUGAUAGCCAGUAAUUCUCCAGAUUAGAUAUGUUUAACCAGACAGCCUAGGAUCUUAGGAAGGGUCCUCUUCAACUAAGAGCAGUGUUUCUCAACUUCGGCAACUUUAAACUGUGAGAACUAUAACUCCCAGAAUUCUGAUGGGGAGCUCUGGGAGUUGAAGUUCACACAACUUAAAAUUGUCGAGGUUCAGAAACACGGCUACAGAUACUUCCUUCUCCCUGUUAUAAGACUUCCUUAAAAGUCUUCCUCAAAAGCUCUAAAGGCCCAGCCAUUAAUUGGUUGACAAUGCUAUUCCAUUUUUUUGUUCUUUACAUCAGUAUUUGUUGUAAUUUGUCCUUUGUUGUAAUAGGAGAUGGGAAAGAGAGAGGAGCCAAAAUAGGAUUUAUUAUAACCGACAUGAAACUUAUGAAAAGGGUUGCAAAACUGUGGUUUGUGUAUAGGCCAUUCCUUUGGCCCCAGAGCCUUCCAGAUUGGGAGAGCCAACGAAUUUGACCCUUUCGGCGUUUUGCUGGGAUUAGAGAAAGCUGAGGACCAAGUGACUACUUUAAGAGAACUAAGGUAUCAAGUUCUCCUCAUAACACCCACCUCACAAAAUGAGGAUCUUCUUACCGGUAGGUAAUUUGUCCCUUUAUGAGCCAUGUAAAGUCAGGUAUGAUCCUUUUGUUGAUGGAAGUUACAUGCUCAUGAAUCUAAUUAUUUACAACCUUUGCUUUUGACUAUAGGUCCAUUUCUCUGAGGGUCAUGCAAACAUCCUUCCGUAAUUCUGGGCUGUACUUGGAGAUGACUUAGAGAGCCCAUUUGAUGUAGUGGUAAAGGUGCUGACCUAGAAGUCAGGGGACUGUGAGUUCUAGUUUUCCCUUAGGCAUGAAAAUCGGCUAGGUGAUUUUGGGCUAGUCAUUCUCUUUCAGCCCAACCCACCUCACAGGGUUGUUGUGAGGAAAAUAGGUAAGAGAGUUAAGUAUGCUCGCUGCCUUGAGUUGACUGAAGUAUGUUAAAAAGGGGGUAAAAAUAAUAAAUAAACAAAUAAAUAAAUAAAUAAAUAUAAUAAUAAUAAUAAAAAAUAACAGCAACAACAUCACAGUCGUCCCAGAAGGCUGGAAUUUUUGCUUUAAUUUGCAAUUCUGUUGGAUUUAACAGUGUAUGUUAAGCUUUGUUGGGAGCUUAACAUACGUAUUUCCUAUCACGUGCCACUGAAUUUGCCACGGCUUAGGAAGAAUGAUAGAACACAGGUAGUUCUCGACUUAUGACCACCAUUGAGCCCAAAACUUCCAUUGCUAACUGAGAUACGGAAUUAUGUGAGUUUUGCCCCAUUUUGUGACUUUUCUUGCCUCAGUUGUUUAAGUCAGGGAUGGGCAACUGUGGCCCUUUUACAACCUGUGGACUUCAACUCCCAGAAUUCCUGAGAUAGCUUGUUAUUAAGUUAGUAACACGGUUGUAAAGUAAAUCUGGGUUCUCCAUUGACUUAGCUUGUGACCCUGGGAUUCUGCAACCGUCAUAAAUAUGAGCCAGUUGCCAAGCGAUCGAAUUUUGAUCAUGUGACCAUGGGGCUGCUGCAAAGGUCGUAAGUGAAAAACAACCAUGUCACUUUUUUCAGUGCCAUUGUAACUUCAAAUGGUCACCAAACAAAACGUCGUAAGUCGAGGACUACCUGAAAAAGGUAAGCUUUGGAACCACGUGGGUCCUACAGCUUGUACAGAAUGAAUCCCCAGCCAUUAAUCUAAUCCAUAAACUCUAAAGGAAAUGACAAGUGCUAAAUUCUUUGCUGUUUCAGCCCAGUGCCAUUUUCUUGUCUUUCUCUGUUUUGUGGUCAGUUGCUUGUGCUUAUAUGUUGUCUUUUAAAUGUUAUUCUGCCUGUGGUAGGUUAUUGCCCUUUGGUCAGCCCCCAGCACUGUUGAGGUGUUUGCUUAGUAGGUCAAAAGGAUGUGUUUGGUGUUUUCAACCUAGAACAGUUGCCAUGCUCCUCAAAAGCAGGAGAAGUCGAAACUCUCAGCUUCGUUUUCAGAACUGAACUGAAAGAGAUGUUGGGAAUUCGGAGAAGGAAAUGAAAAAUUAAGAGCUGAGUCCAGAUUUGUAAGCACGGAAGGGAGAAUUGGUAAGGUAGUGUCAAGAGGGAGGUGUUAGGAGUCAGGUGCGGAAAACAAAGAAUUGUUAUAUUAUAAUUAAAUGUUCUGUUAUAAGGAAAGGGAAAUGGGGAAGCAAAUGUGUGCCAAGUUCAUUCAAACACUGUGCCAGGGGAGGAAAAAUUGGUCUAACAAAUACAUAAUUGCUUAGCUUUCUCAGUGUGGUUGGUACUUGUACUAACCCUCCCUAUGCUGUCCAGUUGUGUAACUCCGCAGUUGUGUUUGCUGUGCCAGCUAGGAGUACUGCAGUGGCCAUUGUAGUCUAAGGCCAGAGGGUGUCAGGUGGAAGAAAAACCAAGAUGCCAUCUAACACAUCUGGAUGUGUUAGAAUGUGAGAAUGGCUCUGUUGGCUUGAGAUUCUGAGGAACCAAAGGCCAUCAUUUGGAAGGAACUGGUUUGCGAAAAGUUGCAUUAUGGAACCAUUAUUGGAAAAAAUAUUGGUAACAGGAUGGGAGGAGUCUUAGGCUGAAUCCCCAUUCAGUUAUGAUGCCUGUUGGAUGACCUGGAUCAAGUUAUUUGCCAGAUUUCCUCAUCCUGCAAGGAUGAAACAAGCGAGGAGAUCUAUGCUCUGGGAUCUUUCCAAGCAGCUUGGGGAAAGAUUGGGCUAAAAAAGUAAUUCUGAUUUGAAGUCAGUCCUUCUUGCCUUUGAACAGUACUAAUUAGUUCUCUCGGUUCUUGUAUCUUCUGAGAUUUUUUUUACCAGAGUUCAUUUUUAGGCCUGUUUUUGCCCCGGUGCCAAUAUAUUUGUUCCCACUACUUAUUUAACAAAAUCCCGGGAGCUCUGAAUGAUUAAUCUGAAGCCAAAUGCCUCCUCUUCGCUUCCUUUUGAGUUGACCAUCACUUCCUCUGCAAUCAGGCACCUGAGUGACACUGAGCUUCGCCAUCUAUAUCAGGCGGGUCAAACUCGCAGCCCGUGGGCUCGAUGCAUCACACUCUGGCCACACCCACCUCCAGUUUAGCGAAGGGAGGAAAAGUCACAACACAUCACGUGACGACAACCUGAUGCCGCACGUUUGACACCCCUGAUCUAUACUAGAAACCCGGAGAACUAGUCUGUCAGGGACAGGGUACGAUACUCAAAGUCAGAAGACUUGGUGCUGAGAACAAAGCACAAAGAGAAUACUGCUAUCUGUUGAAACCAUGCUGGUUUCCCCAUUUUUCAAAGCAUCCAACUGGGCCCCCCCAACAAACUCAUUUGAUCCAGUAUUGCAUUUCUCCCGUCUUCCAUUUUCCCGAUGGAAAAAACUUGGAAGUCAACAUCGUAGCCCCUUGAGAAGGAAGUCAGGUUGGCAGCUAGAACUGUGUCUGCUAUCCUCAACCCAGUGGCAGCCUUUACUGAAGGUUCCUUGUAGAACACCAUAGGCUGGACUUCCCCAGCACCUCCAAAGGUGUUAACCCAGUUCCCAUAAUUCCCCAUGUGGGGAAUUCGUAGAUGUCAACUCUGUUCAUUUGUGAAGAACUCUUUCUCUCUCUCACUCUGCCCCCUUCCCGCCUUUUUUUUUGGUCCGGCAGUUUUCCAGCAGCCUUUUGUUUUCCACUGUACCUUCUUGGUCCCCUUCUGAUCAAAACAGCCAAGAUCCUGACUUGCCUUUGGCUGUUUAGUGUGUGGCGUGAUCAAAUAAUGAACUUUUGUUUACAUUUCAAUAAUAAUAAAGUUUGGAUUUUUUAAACAUUAUAA
Messenger RNA from Pantherophis guttatus, 7272 nucleotides. The record is from RefSeq and is a predicted model, not a curated record. Lineage: Eukaryota; Metazoa; Chordata; Lepidosauria; Squamata; Colubridae.